This is a messenger RNA of Panicum virgatum (switchgrass), 837 nucleotides long. Its product is annotated as MADS-box protein AGL24-like. Gene Ontology annotation, biological process: regulation of transcription by RNA polymerase II. Gene Ontology annotation, molecular function: protein dimerization activity; DNA-binding transcription factor activity, RNA polymerase II-specific; RNA polymerase II cis-regulatory region sequence-specific DNA binding. NCBI's taxonomy places the organism in Eukaryota, Viridiplantae, Streptophyta, Magnoliopsida, Poales, Poaceae. The transcript has a single exon. The record is from RefSeq and is a predicted model, not a curated record. Bases 1 to 609 code for a protein of 202 amino acids.
AUGUCGGGUAUAGUACAGCCGCUGCCCGCCAUACCGCGCGACAAGAUCGACAUUGCCCUCAUCGACGAGGCGGGGUCGCGCGCGAGGACCUUGAAGCGCAGGAGGAAGGGGCUGAAGAAGAAGGCGCGCGAGCUCUCGAAGCUCUGCGGCGUCGACAUCGCGGUUGUCUGCACCGGCCCCGGCGGCGGUAGCGUGCCCGACGUGUGGGAGUUUGGUAGCGCGGCGGUCAUCGGCAGGUACCGCAGGCUGCCGGCAGACAAGCGGGCCAAGCACACACACCUCAACUACCUCAACGCCAAGUUGGGCAAGGUCCGCAAGGAGCAGGCCAAGCUCGCCAAGCAGGGGCAGGAGGGGCCCAAGAAGCUGGCGUCGCCCGGCGCGGCAUUGUUGAAGGGCAUGAACCUGGAGGAGCUGCUCGGGUCCAUCGACGCUGCGCUGCUGGCCACGACGCAGAGGCGGAAGGCGCUGGGCUUGCCGGAUGAUGCGUCGCCGCAGGUGGCCAAGGGGCCCCGCUCGUCGGCGGCGGCUUGGAUGACGACAUGGAGGCCUGGGUCGACGAGCUCACGUGGCACGGCGUCGACCAGAAUAAUCCGCUUGAUGCCAGCAUGACGAUGCAAGAGCUUGCAUCCGGUGACCAAUACAUCAAGGGCGGCAGCUUGGAGGACAUGGACAUGGGCAGCAACCACUACCGCAAGCUGCAGCAGAUGGGAGGCGAGGUGGAGUGUGACACCCUAGGUGUCUACACAGUAGAACAACAUUUAUUUUCUGUGCUUCACGUGUGAAAUUGCUUGAGUAAGGAUUUAUUUUAAAAAUAUCAGGCCCAUUUGUGUAAAUAUG